Messenger RNA from Strigops habroptila (Kakapo), 5210 nucleotides. RefSeq names its product cadherin 7 (gene CDH7). The transcript is spliced from 13 exons. Lineage: Eukaryota; Metazoa; Chordata; Aves; Psittaciformes; Psittacidae. Gene Ontology annotation, molecular function: calcium ion binding; cadherin binding. Bases 704 to 3061 code for a protein of 785 amino acids. The record is from RefSeq and is a predicted model, not a curated record. Gene Ontology annotation, cellular component: adherens junction; plasma membrane; catenin complex. Gene Ontology annotation, biological process: homophilic cell-cell adhesion; multicellular organism development; adherens junction organization.
CUCCCUGGAUCCCUUCUCAACAGACACUGCUGGGUUUUCUGGAGAUACAAAGAGUCCCGCUACCUCCUCCGCGCGCACUCGGACGGAGCUGGCAACCGGCUCCGGCCGCCGAGCCGUGAUAUCCCCUGCCCAGAGCAGCAUCCCCACCUCCUCUGCCUGCUUCCCUCCCUCCCUCCUUUUUCCCUCCCUCCUUUUCCUCCUCCUCCCGCAGCCACGAUCCGCACCCAGUCGGAGCUGGCUUGGUACUGGCACCCCACUUCUCCCACCGUGGCACCCAGGCGGCUCGCUUUGCCGCGCUGUGCUGCGGAGGAGGAGCGGAGAGGCGGCGGUCCUACUCCGCGGGUGCGGGCGAGUGCGCGGGCAGGCGCGCAGCCCUCACGCCAGGCGGGGCGCCCCGCCGCCCGCAUCCCGGCCCCCGCCUGGGAGCAUCCUGCCAGCUCUUCGCUGCGGACGCACCGUGGGUCAUUAGGAUUAAAAUACUCACUGCGCUGGGCAGCCAAGGGAGAGGGGGAGCAGGUACCUACUACACCAUUUCUUUGGUGAAGGCUACUCAGCAGUGGUGACUGCUUCCAAUCGACCACUUCACAAAUUAUUACCUCUGGACUCCCAGCUGACACCCUGCCGGAGGCUAGAACUACUGAGACAACUGGAAUUGUGCCCGUUCUCAUCAAGGUUUUUUCUUUCACAAGGGAAAAAAAAAAAGAUGAAGUUGAGCAAAGCGGAGUUCUGCCAUUUUCUGCAGAUACUAGCUCUUUUCCUGUGUCUUUCUGGGAUGAAUCAAGCAGAGUUCUCAAGGUCCAGGUCAAAGCCCUACUUUCAAUCAGGGAGGACAAGAACCAAACGCAGCUGGGUGUGGAACCAAUUCUUUGUGCUGGAAGAAUAUAUGGGUACAGACCCACUCUAUGUAGGAAAGCUUCACUCUGAUGUUGAUAAAGGAGAUGGUUCCAUCAAAUACAUCUUGUCAGGCGAAGGGGCAAGUUCCAUUUUCAUUAUUGAUGAGAACACAGGGGAUAUUCAUGCUACAAAAAGGCUGGAUCGAGAAGAGCAGGCCUACUACACUCUCCGAGCACAAGCACUAGAUAGACUGACUAAUAAACCCGUGGAACCAGAAUCUGAGUUCGUCAUUAAGAUUCAGGACAUCAAUGACAAUGAGCCAAAAUUUCUGGAUGGUCCUUACACUGCUGGAGUUCCUGAGAUGUCUCCUGUGGGUACCUCUGUGGUUCAAGUGACAGCCACUGACGCAGAUGAUCCUACUUAUGGCAACAGUGCUCGAGUGGUUUACAGCAUAUUGCAAGGACAACCUUACUUUUCUGUGGAGCCGAAAACAGGUGUUAUCAAGACUGCCCUUCCGAAUAUGGAUAGAGAAGCCAAGGACCAAUACCUACUAGUUAUUCAAGCAAAGGACAUGGUUGGACAAAAUGGUGGAUUAUCAGGGACUACAUCUGUAACUGUCACUCUGACUGAUGUUAAUGACAACCCACCUCGCUUUCCAAGGCGAUCAUACCAGUAUAACGUCCCAGAGUCUUUGCCAGUGGCUUCUGUGGUGGCCAGAAUAAAAGCUGCAGAUGCAGAUGUGGGACCUAAUGCUGAAAUGGAGUAUAAGAUUGUGGAUGGUGAUGGUUUGGGAGUAUUUAAAAUUUCUGUUGACAAAGACACCCAGGAGGGAAUCAUAACAAUUCAGAAGGAGCUGGAUUUUGAAGCUAAGACAAGCUAUAUGUUGAGGAUAGAAGCAGCAAAUAUGCAUGUUGACCCUCGCUUCCUGAGUCUGGGGCCCUUCAGUGACAUGACGACAGUGAAGAUAAUUGUAGAAGAUGUUGAUGAGCCACCUGUGUUUACUUCACGUUUGUACUCCCUGGUUGUGUCUGAAGCAGCAAAGGUGGGCACGAUCAUUGGAACUGUAGCGGCCCAUGAUCCAGAUGCCUCAAAUAGCCCUGUCAGGUAUUCAAUAGAUCGAAACACAGACCUGGAGAGGUAUUUCAAUAUCGAUGCCAACAGUGGAGUCAUUACAACCGCCAAAUCUUUGGACAGGGAAACUAAUGCUGUUCAUAAUAUCACAGUUUUGGCUAUGGAGAGUCAGAAUCCAGCACAGAUUGGGAGAGGCUAUGUAGCCAUAACUAUCCUUGACAUCAAUGACAAUGCCCCUGAGUUUGCCAUGGAGUAUGAGACAACUGUCUGUGAAAAUGCUCAAGCUGGUCAGGUGAUCCAGAAAAUCAGUGCAAUUGAUAAAGAUGAUCCACCAAAUGGCCAUCAGUUCUACUUCAGUUUAGCAGCAGAAGCAGCAAAUAACCACAAUUUUACGCUGCAAGACAACAAAGAUAAUACUGCAACAGUAUUAACUAGACGAAAUGGGUUUCGAAGACAGGAACAGUCUGUUUUCUACUUGCCAAUAUUCAUUGUGGACAGCGGAUCACCUUCACUUAGUAGCACUAAUACCCUCACCAUCAGAGUCUGUGAUUGUGAUGCAGAUGGUAUUGCUCAGUCAUGCAAUGCAGAAGCAUAUAUCUUGCCUGCAGGACUUAGCACUGGAGCCCUGAUUGCAAUAUUGGCUUGUGUCUUGACACUGCUAGUUCUUGUCUUGCUGAUUGUCACCAUGAGGCGACGGAAAAAGGAGCCCCUCAUUUUUGAUGAAGAGAGAGAUAUCAGAGAGAACAUUGUCAGGUAUGAUGAUGAGGGUGGAGGAGAAGAAGACACUGAGGCUUUUGACAUGGCUGCCCUGAGAAACCUCAACAUCAUUCGAGACACCAAGACCAGAAGGGAUGUGACACCCGAGAUUCAGUUCUUGAGCAGACCAACUUUUAAAAGCAUCCCAGAUAACGUCAUUUUUAGGGAAUUUAUCUGGGAAAGACUAAAAGAAGCCGACAUGGACCCCUGCGCCCCUCCUUAUGACUCCCUGCAGACAUACGCAUUUGAGGGAAAUGGCUCAGUGGCAGAGUCUCUCAGUUCUUUAGAUUCGAUCAGCUCAAACUCUGACCAGAAUUACGAUUACCUCAGUGACUGGGGCCCUCGCUUUAAAAGGCUUGCGGAUAUGUAUGGGACUGGACCAGAAUGCUUAUACUCAUAGCCUUGGAACCUUUCUCUGAAAAUGCACUGAAGAAUAAUAAAACAGAAAACUUAACCUUACAGACUGAAGAAAAGUUGUAAAUAUUUCUCCAUUUUUAACCUUUUAGAUUUUUUUGCCUUGGUGGAACAUAUAUUCAUUAGAGUUGUCCUAGGGACUGCACUGACCACACAGAAAAUGAGCAUUUGGUGGCAUUUUUGAUAAAAUGAAAUGCUCAGCCACGUUCAAAUAGAUAGCAACCCUCAGAUACCUGCAGAGGCAACUCACUUUCAAGAGUACGUUAUGCACUGUGACCUCAAUGAGCCAAUGAUACUCUGUAGAUGCCUUCGCAGUAUUGCUGUAUCUAGCACGCAGUGUCUCAUAUAAGUUUAAGAAGAAACAAAUUUACAAAUAUGGUAUAUCAUUCAAUGCAACAUUACAGUAUAUAGCAUUUAUGGAUGCAAGGGAUUUUUUUUAAGAAAUUUUCUUUACAGUGUUGCAUGCAGCUAGCUAGGACAAAAGCAGAAGGACAGACAUUAAACCAAAUAGAAGCCCAGCAGAUCAAUUUUUUGCUUCUUCUGUUUUGCUCUCAGAGCUAUUGAAUUAGAAGUUUCUGUAAUUUUCUGGGCAGUUUUAUGAAAAAUUACUCUUUGCACUAAGAAAUUCAUUGAUGAUGUUUGUACAUUGAUGAUGUUUGUCAUCAACUUACCAAAGUUGAAGUUUGCAAACCACAUAAAAUGAGAAAUAUAGAGGGUUAUUCUUAUGGUUGAAAAGUUUAGUGAUGCCUAUGUAGGUAUAGAAAAGAUGUUGCUAUCUAUUUGCAGUUUUUUAUUAUCUCUUCUGAUUUGUACAGGAGAACUUAUCCUUUUUUAUUAUUAUUUGACAUAAAGUGUUAUAUUUAUUUUGGAGCUCCAAUCUUCUCUAAAUUCAGGUCCAUUUUACUGCCUCAUGGUAUUAGACUCAUCAGAACAUGCUGAUUUUUCUCCAGUCUCAGAUAAAUGUAGGAAGUGAAGCAUGGAAAUGGAGAAAUUACAGUAAAGCAAUCUUACCCACCAUUCAUCUCUCAGAAAGGAGAGCAGCUCCAAGGACAUGCAGUUGUUCUUCUGAGCCAUUAAAAAUCUGAGACAUUUAAAUAAAAUAUUUGUACAUUGAAUUUUUUGAAAGAAGACUACAGAGGUAGCUGGGAGUGUCUUUAAUGCAAGAUUUAAUUUUCAAGGUUAAACAUGCUAUAUGCUUCAAAGAUGGUAAACACCUUGCUUUUCUUCUUCCCUGUCUCUUUUGCUGCUGAGGAAUCACAGUAAAAGACUCUUCAAUUUCUUUCUUAUGUUAAGCAAUGUAAUGCUAUUAACUCCAGAAUGCAUCUUUAGAUCCUGCUGCACAUAAGUAUUCUUCCCCAAAGGUAACUCACUACACAUAAUUUCUACGCUGGUUCAGGAGUGCCAAAACAGAAGGACAGUUGCUGUUGGUUAAAAUGCUGUAUGAUUUUGAAGUAGGAUUUCUUAGAAUAAGACAACUUUUUUAUGAUUCUGACAAUAUUUAUACUUCACCCUUCAUGAUUUAUUACUAGAUAUUAAGGCAUAUAUUCAAGUAAAAUAGUGUUUUUAAGUAUUAUUUCAGUUGGAUUCGGUUUAGAUAAUCUGUAGAUGAGUUCUUAAGUUAGACCCUGCUCCUGCAAACAUUUUUGCUUGUACCUAACUUGAAAUGACUUGACUUGCCUGCAUUUACUGAGAGGUAUACAGAAUUGCUUGCAGGACUGUGUUUGUGAAUAGAAGGUACUCCGUAGAGGAUGAUGCUCACUCUAAAAGUACUUCUUUCUGAAAUGAAGGAUCCUUGUACUAAAAUCCCAAAGUGUGGGUGACACCAGGCUGGGAGAUGGGAAAUUAUCAUUAAAGCUUUGUAAUUUUUGCAGGACAGCAUUAUCAAUUAACUAUGUGAAAGUGGCCUUCAGCUCCAUCAGAGAAAACAAAAUAAUUUUUAACAUCUGCAACAGAUUUAAUUUGAGUUAAAUUUUAGUAGACAAUCAUUGUUUCAUAAUUCAGUAGAUUUGCUUCUAGUUGUAUUAAAUAUAUAUAUAUAAGUAUAUAUAUAUAUGACAGAUUUUGUAAUGGAACUGAAAGAUAUCGCCCAGGACUUUUAGUCAUACAUGUAAGAUUUUCAAUAAAAAAAAUAAAAA